Closterium sp. NIES-67 is the source of this 1369-nucleotide messenger RNA. The record is from the annotation of a GenBank genome assembly. Lineage: Eukaryota; Viridiplantae; Streptophyta; Zygnematophyceae; Desmidiales; Closteriaceae.
CACAUAUCCCCACUCAGCCUGCCUGCUCAAGCUGGAAGCAUCAUGGGCCGGUCAACGGAGGCUAUUGCCCAUCUCGCUUCUAUGCAGCUCGUAGCGUUACCAACCCCCCGGCCGAGCUCGGUGUUUCGGCAUGAAGUCACGUCCGUGCCUUCACUGGCAGCAGCACCAGCAGCAGCAGCAGCAGCAGCAGCAGCAGCAGCAGCAGCAGCAGCAGCAGCAGCACGAUCAGCACCACCACCGCCACCACCACCAGCAGCAGCAGCAGCAGCAACAGCAACAGCAACAGCGACAGCAGUAGCAACACUGCCACCAGCAGCAGCAGCAGCAUCAGCAGCACCCUCAGAGCCAGGACCAGCAGCAGCAGCACGAGCAGCAGCAGCUGGGCCAGCAGCAGGAGCGCUAGGCUCCUCUGUUCCAGCAGCUUGUGAAGCUGCCAUCGAUCGUCACCUUUUCCAACUGUGGGAGGCAGUGACUCCUCUUCCCGCAUUCCCCUCCCUGCAAACACAUGUGCCACAUUACCCAAGCUACAGCUCCUUUCCAAUGCGAGUCCCUCCACUUGCACUUGGGGCUGCUGGUGGUGGGGAGCGUGUAGCCCCCGAAAGAGGUGUGAGCAAGGAAUAUCCCGAGUCGACUCGAAAUACACUGGGACAAGUCCCACUGCUUGUGCUUGAAGCUGGUGGUGGUCGGGAGGGUGGAGCCACCGCAAUAGGCGUGAGCAAGGAAUAUUUUAAGCUGAAUCAAAGUACACCAGGACAAGUUCCACCGCUUGCGCUUGAGGCUGCUGGCGGUGGGAAAAUGGGAAUCACUGCAAGAGGCGUGAGGAAGGAAACUGGGUGGAGUGUGAACGCGGGCAGAGGGGAUGGCAUGGAUAAGGGCAUGGACAAGGGCAUGGAUAAGGGCAUGGACAAGGGCAUGGAUAAGGGCAUGGAUAAGGGCAUGGAUAAGGGCAUGGAUAAGGGCAUGGAUAAGGGCAUGGACAAGGGCAUGAGCAGCCCCUGUUCAGCUCAAUGCUAUGACGGAUUGAGUUGCAGUAGCCAAGGUGGCAAGCCCGACCUCUGGCGUGCUUGUGAGGUACACCUCAACCUCAGCAGGCCCGUGACAGCAGGCUGCGAGGAAAGCUGGCUUUCUGCUGAUAUCUGCUCGCUGCAGCAGCUGCUGCAGCAGCAGCAGCAGCUAAAUGUCGAGCUUAGCAGCCUCAAGGGAUUAGAUCCUGGCGUCUUGACGUAUGGUAAUCUGCGGCCAGAUGCGCUUUUUGAAGCCAUGUGUGGGGGGGCUGCUCUCUGAGAGUAUUUUAUUGUUUGAUGCUUUCUUUGUUUGUUUGUUUGUUUGUUUGUGUGUGUACAUUCAUGUGUAAAUAUUUUUCAAGUUG